Paraphaeosphaeria sporulosa is the source of this 498-nucleotide messenger RNA. Its product is annotated as epsilon subunit of F1F0-ATP synthase N-terminal domain-containing protein. NCBI's taxonomy places the organism in Eukaryota, Fungi, Ascomycota, Dothideomycetes, Pleosporales, Didymosphaeriaceae. The coding region runs from base 1 to 498 and encodes 165 amino acids. Gene Ontology annotation, biological process: proton motive force-driven ATP synthesis. Gene Ontology annotation, molecular function: proton-transporting ATP synthase activity, rotational mechanism. The record is from RefSeq and is a predicted model, not a curated record. The transcript is spliced from 5 exons.
AUGAGCUCCCUCCGCAUUGCUCGCGCUGCCCUUCGCGCGCGGCCCCAGGCCAUUGCUCGCCCCGUCAUGCGCCGGGGCUACGCCGACGUCGCCUCGGACAAGAUCAAGCUCUCCCUAGCUCUUCCGCACCAGUCUAUCUACAAGUCCCAGGACGUCGUCCAGGUCAACCUCCCCGCCGAGACGGGCGAGAUGGGUGUCCUGGCCAACCACGUUCCUUCCAUCGAGCAAUUGAAGCCCGGUCUCGUCGAGAUCAUCGAGGAGAGCGGCGGCAGCAAGCAGUUCUUCCUGUCGGGCGGCUUCGCGACCGUCCAGCCCGACUCGCAGCUCAGCAUCAACGCCGUCGAGGGGUACGCAUUGGAGGACUUCAGCGCAGAGGCUGUCAGGAACCAGAUCGCAGAGGCGCAGAAGAUCGCUGGCGGAAAUGGCAGCGAGCAGGACAUUGCCGAGGCCAAGAUCGAGCUCGAGGUCCUCGAGAGCCUGCAGGCGGCUCUGAAGUAA